Molecule: messenger RNA, 444 nt
Organism: Lottia gigantea (owl limpet)
Lineage: Eukaryota; Metazoa; Mollusca; Gastropoda; Lottiidae
Exons: 2
Coding region: 1-444 (147 amino acids)
Source: RefSeq, a predicted model, not a curated record
AUGGAUAGAACACAGUUAGAAUCUAAAUUGAAAAACAAAUAUGAGGCUAUAUUUAAAUCUAUUUUAAAAGAAAAAUAUUUGACAACAUUGGGACCUGCAUUAGCAUUGAAAUAUGAAUUACAAUUAAAACCGAAAAUGAAAUCGAAAUACGAAUUAGAAUUAAAACCGAAAAUGAAAUCGAAAUAUGAAUUAGAAUUAAAACCGAAAAUGAAAUUGAAAUAUGAAUUAGAAUUAAAACCGAAAAUGAAAUUGAAAUAUGAAUUAGAAUUAAAACCGAAAAUGGAAUUGAAAUAUGAAUUAGAAUUAAAGACUAAACUAGCAGAAAAAUAUGGAUCUAAACUGAAGAUGAAACUAGUGCAAAAAUACAAACUUGAGUUAAGGAGAAAUAUUGGUAACAAAGCUAAACUUAAUAAGAAGCAAAAAGAAAUCAGUUUAAGAAAAUGA